UACAAACUUACAAGGGAGAAAACUUUUUACUUUUUAAUUAAAGCAGAUUUACAACUUUAAUGGCUAGCAGUCCACCUUGACUUUUCAAUGCAGGAGGGUUAUGAAUUCUGGAAAACGGGCUUUAAAAGUUAACAUAUUGCAAGCUAGUAAUCUAUCGAAAAGAGAUAUUUUUGGAAGUCUUAACGCUUAUUGUCGAGUGUAUAUAAAUAAUAGCGAGUUUUUAUUAACAACUGCAGUCAAGAAAAAAACCAAAUGUCCCUACUGGGGAGAGGAGCUCUUCUUACUUGUGGCUGAAAAAUUUGACACUCUCCACUUUAAAAUAUAUAAUUACAAUCGCUUUACAAAAGAUGGAUUACUAGGGAGUGUUACAGUUAACUUAAAUUCCGUUAACAUUCCUGAGCCCAGUGAGACUUCCAAAUUAUUUAGUUUUCCUAUACAGCAAUACAGUAAAAGCAGUAAAGUUAGAGGAUGUUUAAUUUUAAAAUUUCAAUUUAUAGCACCUUCGAACGGCGUAGAGAAUUUUCUUCCUGCGAAUAGUGAUUCAAACCUACAACCUUUGCGUUCUGCUAUUUGUCCAGCAGGGCCUUCUAAAAGAAUAUAUUCUACAACUGAUCUUGUUGCUCGUGACUUUGGAUCUUAUGCUGAGGAUGAGACAUUGUCUGAAGGAAGGGGUGCACAGCUUGAUCAAAACGGAAUAUAUUUUGUAGAAAGCGUUUCUAAAAGUACUUCUUGGGCGAGGCCUACCCCCAAAACUGAGCUUAAAAAUAAACAAAAACUUUGUGACAAGAAACGCCAAAGCCAACAAUUUGUAAGACGAACAAGUUUUACGAGCUCUCGAGAAUCUACAAAUUCUCUCGCAGACUGUGAAUCUUUUUGCCAAGCCGAUUCUUUUUGCUGGGAAAUGCUCACAACGAACAACAAGGAAAUUUCUUUAGUUCAACUAAAUAAAAAGGCCACGGGGCGCGUUUCAAAAUUACGAGUCCAUUCCGAAACUUUGCAUCACAAUAGCCAUGUGACUUCCGGAGAUCUUCCGCCGGGCUGGGAGGAACGACGAACGCGUGAAGGGCGUGUCUUUUUUGUAAAUCACAUCGAAAAAAUUACUCAGUGGGAAGAUCCACGCCAGCAGAAGAGUCCCGUAUAUAUUCCAGUUUAUGCUCGAGAUUAUAAAACGAAACUUUCUUAUUUUUACUCGCAUUUAAGACGAAAGGAAGGAAAAAUUGAGCUUCACGUGUCCCGUGAUAACAUCUUUGAAGCGUCUUAUCGGCAAGUGAAGCGGAUUCCUCACGAUCAACUCAAUAAAAGAUUAUGCGUGCAUUUUAAAGGCGAAAGCGGAUUGGACUAUGGAGGAAUUACGCGCGAAUGGUUUUUCUUACUUUCUCGCGAAAUAUUUUCACCGUAUUACGGGCUUUUUGAAUACGCUGCAUAUGAUAUGUGUACAUUGCAAAUUAAUCCGCAUUCCGGAAUAAACCCCGAACAUUUAAAGUAUUUUGAAUUUAUUGGAAGAAUCGUGGGAUUAGCAGUUUGUAAUCAAAAUAUAAUCGACGCAUUCUUUAUUCCCCCUUUUUAUCGAAAAAUCUUGAAUAAGCCGAUUGAAUUUGACCACAUCGAAAUGGUCGAUGCGGAGUACUACAGAAGUCUUCUUUGGAUCCUUAAUAAUGACGUUACAGAUAAACUUUUUUUGAAUUUCACAGUGACAUCAAAUAAAUUUGGUUUGACCUAUGAAGAGGAGCUUAAACCAAACGGCGCUAAUAUCCCCGUUACCGAAGAGAAUAAGCGGGAAUACGUUCUACUUUUAGUGGAGCAUCGAUAUUCAAAGAUCAUCAAAGAUCAGAUGGAAGCGUUUAAUAGAGGCUUCUUUUCGGUGAUUCCUUCGGCACUCGUGCAAAUUUUUGAUGAGAAGGAGCUUGAGUUUCUCAUUGGCGGUCUUGCUGAAAUAGACAUUGUUGAUUGGAAGAUGAAUACCGAAUACCGAAACGGCUAUUACAGUAGUCAUCCAGUUAUAAAAAUGUUUUGGAAGGUUGUUGAAGAGUUUGAUAACGAGCUGCGCGCUCGGUUGCUCCAGUUUGUCACGGGAACUUCUCGUGUUCCUAUCAAGGGUUUUAAAGAUCUCCAUGGCAGUAAUGGCCAUCAAAGAUUUUGUAUUGAAAAAGUUAAUUCUUCAAGUCGUCUUUGCAAAGCCCACACGUGUUUUAAUAGACUUGAUCUUCCUGAAUAUGAAAGUGCUGAUGUACUAAAAGAACGUCUUAUAUAUGUUCUUGAAAAUACACGGGAAUUUUAUUGCGAGUAA
Molecule: messenger RNA, 2287 nt
Organism: Zophobas morio
Lineage: Eukaryota; Metazoa; Arthropoda; Insecta; Coleoptera; Tenebrionidae
Exons: 26
Coding region: 101-2287 (728 amino acids)
Biological process (GO): ubiquitin-dependent protein catabolic process; protein polyubiquitination
Cellular component (GO): cytoplasm
Molecular function (GO): protein binding; ubiquitin protein ligase activity
Source: RefSeq, a predicted model, not a curated record